Molecule: messenger RNA, 1455 nt
Organism: Cotesia glomerata
Lineage: Eukaryota; Metazoa; Arthropoda; Insecta; Hymenoptera; Braconidae
Product: WD repeat-containing protein 55 homolog
Exons: 4
Coding region: 139-1392 (417 amino acids)
Molecular function (GO): protein binding
Source: RefSeq, a predicted model, not a curated record
CACCAUGAGCAGCGGCCAUGUGAUUGUGUUGUUAUUUAUUUCCAUAAUUUCACCAACAUCUUGAAACAAAUAAGUGUAUUUACAAAUCUAAAUUAUAAAAUUAAAAAUAAAUAAAUUAGUUGAUCAUAAAAAAAGAAUAUGCUUCUGGAUAAUCCGUUCUCAAUGGACCAAGAUUCAGACAGUGACGUGAGUAUGAGCGAGGAUUCUUCGGAAGAUGAGGUUAUGUCUGGAGAUUCCCCGAUGGAGGACGAUGACAGUGAAGAAGAGCAGCAAGAAGCUGGAGCAGAAGGUGAACAAGAAGAAGAAGAUGAACUUGUCAAAGCUAUUACUGCUUCCAAGGAGUUUCAUCGAGAGCACCCUCCAGAUAUAGUGAUUGAUGAUCAAGAUCCUUCUAUUCACAAUAUUUGUUUUCAUCCCGAGCAGGACUUUAUUGCACUUGCUUGUACCAACGGUGACAUUAAAGUGUAUAAAUAUAGUAAUGAUGAGAAUAUUUCGCAAUCUGUAAUAGAAGCUCAUGAGGAUUCAUGUCGGGAUGUCAAAUUCAGUGCAAAUGGAGACACCUUGUUUUCGGCAUCCAAAGACAAAUCAAUCGCAAUAACAGACUUUGCUACGCAAAAAUUCAAAGGAAUUUAUGAAGAAGCACAUGACUCACCGAUUCAUGUUAUAAGUGUGAUUAGUGAAAAUACAUUCGCGACAGGAGAUGACGAUGGAACGAUAAAAUUGUGGGACUUGAGACAGUCAGGAAAACUUCCAAUAUUUUCAGUCAAAGGAGAGGGAAGUUCGGUGAACGCAAUGCUGACAAACGACGAAAAGAAAUACUUAGUAUGUGCGAUCGGUGAUGGCACUAUUACGACCAUAAACAUGCCUGCUAAAAAAGUUUACUGCCGAACAUCAGAGGAUGCAGAGUAUGAUGAAUGUAGCUGCAUGGGAUUGUUCAAACACAGUAGUAAAAUAUUGACAGCAACUAAUUCUGGUAAAUUUUACGUUUUCGACUGGGACAAAUUUGCAGAGCCUACGGAUGUAUUUCGUUAUGUUAAUAAGAAGGCAAUCGCUUGCAUGAUACCCAUUACUGAUAACAUCGUGAUAACUGGUGAUGAAGACGGAGUGUUACGGGCAUUCAGCGUCUUUCCACAUGAAAAAUUGGGUAUCGCAGGCCAGCAUGGAAAUUCUGUCGACGCUUUAGACAUUUCUCGGGACGGAUCGUUGAUUGCAUCUUCGUCUGAUGAUUCUGUUAAAUUCUGGAACGUUAAGUACUUCGAGACCUUUGAUAUUACGAAAGUCCAAACGCAGAGAAAUAAAGGGAAGAAAGUUAAGCAAGCCAAGUUCAAUUUACCCAGCAGCAAGUUUGAAAAUCCCUCAGAUUUUUUUGAUGGUUUCAAAAACGAUGCUUAAAAACAUUUCAAUCGAUUAUUCUUUAAUAUUUUUUAUGUACAAAAUAAAGAAAUGUAAUUUAAA